GUUACCCCAGUCGCAGUGACCCAGCACCACACACCUCAAGUACAUUCUACCUUCUUGCGCCAAGCAUCCAUUUCAACCAUGGGUGAUAUAGUGGACUCAAUGCUCGACCUCAUGCGUCGUCUCCCGCCAACACGGGUGGAGGAGAACGUCCAAGCAUUGAUUGACAUCUGUCCGGACUACGCAGACGAUCUCCUGGGCAGCGUAGAUCAGCCCCUCCAGCUUAGGACGGAUCGCGCAACUGGGCGCGACUAUCUAGCCUGCGACUACAACAGGGAUGGAGAGAGCUAUCGCUCGCCAUGGUCAAACGAAUACGAGCCUCCGCUUGAUGAUGGCACUACACCCUCUCCCAAACUCCGCAAGCUCGAGAUCACAGCCAACGAGGCAUUCGAUACUUAUCGCGAGAUGUACUUUGAGGGCGGCGUUUCCUCCGUGUAUCUUUGGGACUUGGACGAUGGCGGGUUCGCCGGAGUAAUCUUGCUCAAGAAAGUCAUGAACCCCACGAACAAUGAUGAGCCCGCCGGCACAUGGGACUCCAUCCAUGUCUUCGAGGCAUCCGAGCGAGGACGACAAGCGCAUUACAAGCUGACGUCAACGAUCAUGCUGCAGCUUGUCACUCGCCAAAAUUCGGAUGAGUCCGGUGAUGGUAGCCUUUCUGCACAGGCCAAGGAAAAAUUGGGAUCAUGGAAAAGAAAUGGUGAAGUCACCUUGGGCGGAAGUAUGACGCGACAGAUCGAACAGGAUUGGCCCUUACAAGACUCGUCUUCGCAUGUCUCCAACACGGGUCGGAUGGUCGAAGACAUGGAGAUCAAGAUGCGCAACUUGCUGCAAGAGGUGUACUUUAACAAGACACGUGAUAUCGUAUACGAUCUACGUAGUGUGGAUGACCUGGAAAAGGCGCGGAGGCAAAGAGAGCUACAGAAGGAGCUUGUCGGGUUUAUUAAGCGGUGAUCGACACGCCCAUCAACCGUGAGGUGGCCAGAUUCCCUGGGUGGAGGGGCCGAUGACCCGAUGUCUCGUGUCAUCGUGAUGCGAGCGCUGCAUCCGCUAUCGGGUUCGCGUGUAUCGUUAUCUGAGAGUGGAGCUCAAUAUAAGACGUAACCAUAGCGUGCGCG
This is a messenger RNA of Coniophora puteana RWD-64-598 SS2, 1112 nucleotides long. Its product is annotated as F-actin capping protein beta subunit. The transcript is spliced from 6 exons. The record is from RefSeq and is a predicted model, not a curated record. Gene Ontology annotation, molecular function: actin filament binding. Bases 79 to 948 code for a protein of 289 amino acids. Gene Ontology annotation, biological process: barbed-end actin filament capping; actin cytoskeleton organization; cell morphogenesis. NCBI's taxonomy places the organism in Eukaryota, Fungi, Basidiomycota, Agaricomycetes, Boletales, Coniophoraceae. Gene Ontology annotation, cellular component: cytoplasm; F-actin capping protein complex.